CUUAUUACAUCUGUAUUCAACCGCAAUCGAGUUUGGAGGGGGUUGGUGGUGAAUAUCAAGAAACGAGAGAGAAGAGAACACCUUCUGCAUGUGCUGUUAGAAAUUACGGACGAUCUGUCGCUCUGCGGUCAGCUGUGGAAGCGGGAGAGUUUGUCGGGAGACCUCGCGAAGACCAGCGGACGGGAGGAGAAGCUACGUGAAGCUACCUCGAGUACAAUGACGGCUGCCGAGGAGACGGAGCCGUUGAUAUCCACAACACCACAGACGUCGUCUGUUCAUAAAAUCCAGAGAGUCACUUAUCAUUCGAUUUCUUUCGAAAAAAACGAAAGAAAUGUGUCGCACGAUGGAAGCCCGGAGGCCUCGUUUAACUUGAAGCCAAUCUCAAACGUGCCGACAGGCGUGCAUUUCAACCAUGAGAUCGCCAUCAACAAGAUCACGUACACGUGGAGCGACGUGAACGUGUACGUCAGCGCGAACAGCGACAGGAUCUGGGACCGGGUGACGUUCAGGCCGAGGAAACCUGUCGCGCAGAGACAUAUACUGGAGGAUGUGUGCGGGGUGGCUAAUCCCGGCGAGCUGCUCGUCAUCAUGGGUGCGUCAGGCGCCGGCAAGACCACCCUGCUGAACACGCUGACUUUCCGCUCAGUGCGCGGGAUGUCCGCGACUGGCCUGAUGGCCGCCAACGGUCAAAGGGUAUCGCCGGAUGUGCUGACCUCAAUGAUGGCUUACGUGCAGCAGGACGAUUUGUUCAUUGGCACGCUCACCGUGGUGGAGCACCUGAUGUUCCAGGCGAUGGUGAAGAUGGACCGGCGAAUACCCCGCGAUCAGAGGAUCAAGCGAGUCAACGAGGUCAUUGAAGAGUUGGCUCUGUCCAAGUGUCGCAACACCAUAAUCGGCGUAGCCGGCAAGGUGAAAGGUCUCUCGGGAGGAGAGAUGAAGAGAUUAUCCUUCGCCUCUGAGGUGCUGACCGAUCCUCCGUUGAUGUUCUGCGACGAGCCGACGUCAGGCUUGGACUCCUUCAUGGCUCAUCAGGUUGUUUCCAUCUUGAAGGCGUUGGCGGCACGUGGUAAGACGAUCAUCGCCACUCUUCAUCAACCGUCGUCCGAGCUCUUUGCUCUUUUCGACAAGAUUCUGCUGAUGGCCGAGGGAAGGGUCGCCUUCAUGGGUACCUCCUCGCAAGCUUGUUCCUUCUUCAAGACGCUCGGCGCGGCUUGUCCCAGCAACUACAACCCCGCGGACUACUUUGUGCAAACGUUGGCGAUCGUACCGGGACGCGAAUUGACCUGCAGACACGCGAUCAAGACGACGUGCGACGCCUUUCAGACAAGCGACUACGGCAUGAAGAUCGCCUCCGAGGCAGAGGCAGUCCACGGCGACUUCGAGGACUCCCUCAGAGGGCUCAAGCAGCCGCGUUCCAGCGGCUCGCCCUACAAGGCGACCUGGUGCGAGCAAUUCCGCGCGGUUCUGUGGCGAUCUUGGCUGUCGGUGAUCAAGGAACCGAUCCUCAUCAAAGUCCGCCUCUUACAGACGAUCAUGGUUUCGCUGCUGAUCGGCGUCAUCUACUUCGGCCAACGGAUGGACCAGGACGGCGUGAUGAAUAUCAACGGCGCCCUGUUCAUCUUCCUCACCAACAUGACCUUCCAGAACGUCUUCGCGGUUAUUAACGUCUUCUGCGCCGAACUGCCGAUAUUCCUCCGCGAGCACAGAAACGGAAUGUACCGCACCGACGUCUACUUCAUCUGCAAGACGUUGGCGGAGGCGCCGAUAUUCCUGGCGGUGCCGUUGAUCUUCACCAUCAUCGUUUACCCGAUGAUCGGCCUCUACCCGGACAUGAAGCACUUCUUCAUUGCCACUGGCAUAGUGGCUCUCGUGGCGAACGUCUCGACUUCCUUCGGUUACCUGAUAUCGUGCAUCAGUAACGGGGUGUCCAUGGCCCUUUCCGUCGGCCCCCCGGUGAUAAUACCAUUCAUGCUCUUCGGUGGCUUCUUCCUCAACACAGCAUCCGUGCCGUCCUACUUCGAGUGGUUCUCUUACCUGUCUUGGUUCCGUUACGGCAACGAGGCGCUGCUGAUUAAUCAGUGGGCCGAGGUCGACACCAUUCAGUGCACCAGGAGCAACACGACGUGCCCGAGAUCCGGGCGCACGGUUCUGCAGACCUACAACUUCAAGGUGGACGAUUUCUGGAUAGACAUCAUCUGCCUGUUCUCGCUCAUCGCGGCGUUCCGCCUCCUGGCGUUCCUCGCUUUGCUGUCCAAGACUCGCCGUUCGAAGUAACCCGACCGAAGUGCCGAUCGUCGCCUCGCCGACGACAAGAAACCUCGCUUCGCGGGUUCAACGUUACCUUGUAUAUGUGUAUGAUGUACC
Messenger RNA from Harpegnathos saltator (Jerdon's jumping ant), 2364 nucleotides. Its product is annotated as protein white. Gene Ontology annotation, molecular function: ATP binding; ABC-type transporter activity; ATP hydrolysis activity. The coding region runs from base 217 to 2274 and encodes 685 amino acids. The record is from RefSeq and is a predicted model, not a curated record. Gene Ontology annotation, cellular component: cytoplasmic vesicle membrane; plasma membrane. The transcript is spliced from 10 exons. Lineage: Eukaryota; Metazoa; Arthropoda; Insecta; Hymenoptera; Formicidae. Gene Ontology annotation, biological process: transmembrane transport.